AUGGUCUCUCUCGACGACGUCCCCGCGCACCUGAAGACGCUGUUCGAUCCCGCCACGUGCACGCGCAAAGGACUGUGCCCGGUCACGCACAUACGGAAGCAGGACCAUGAUCCGCUCGAGAGCCAUUCGUUGUACUUUGAGAUUCACGGGAAGGGCCCGGAGAAGGUCUUGUUUAUCAUGGGGAUGAACACCCCAUGCUUUUCCUGGUCUCCUCAGGUCGAUCACUUUGGCAAGUCGCCAAAGUACACCGUGCUGGUGUUCGACAACCGAGGGGUUGGGAACAGCGAUUCCCCAAGAGGGCCGUACUCGACAAGUCAAAUGGCCGAGGAUGUAGUCGUGCUGCUAGACUUUGUCGGCUGGAAAGAAGAGCGAAGUGUGCACCUCGUUGGCUGUUCCCUAGGUGGAAUGAUUUCGCAAGAGCUAGCGUAUAAGAUUCCCGAGCGCUUCAUCUCCUUGUCGCUUGCGGUGACCACACCCGGAGGCACGCGACCGUUCACAAACUUUCCAUCAUGGGAAGCCUUGAAGCUGUUGUAUAAAGUGACAGUCGAACCUGACUUGGAAAAGAGAAUCCCCUACAUCCUUUCCAUGGGCUUCCCUGCUAAGUGGUUAGAGGAAAAGGUCGAGGGCGACCCGGAUGGCCGGACGAACCGCGAGGUUCAGACGGAACUGUACAAACGUCGCAUGGCGGUCACCCGCAAGCAGACCCCUGGCGGCGCACUGUCGCAGAUGCUCGCCGCGCUGACGCACUACGUCUCCUGCGAGCGCCUGCACCAUAUCUCGCGGAGCAUACCAAAGGUGUUCAUCGUCACCGGCGACGAGGACAUGAUGGUCUCGACGAAGCACAGCGACCGCAUAAAGGACUGCAUGCCCGAGGCAGAGUUUUACAGGUUCAAGGGUACCGGGCACGGCGUGCACGCGCAGUACGUCCGCCAGUUCAACGAGUUGCUAGAGAAGACGUGGGAGGAUGGGAAGAGCAGGCUGGAGAAUUCGAAGCAAUAG
Messenger RNA from Gloeophyllum trabeum ATCC 11539, 999 nucleotides. RefSeq names its product alpha/beta-hydrolase. NCBI's taxonomy places the organism in Eukaryota, Fungi, Basidiomycota, Agaricomycetes, Gloeophyllales, Gloeophyllaceae. Bases 1 to 999 code for a protein of 332 amino acids. The record is from RefSeq and is a predicted model, not a curated record. The transcript is spliced from 7 exons.